This is a messenger RNA of Suillus discolor, 2022 nucleotides long. RefSeq lists its product as uncharacterized. Lineage: Eukaryota; Fungi; Basidiomycota; Agaricomycetes; Boletales; Suillaceae. The transcript has 3 exons. The record is from RefSeq and is a predicted model, not a curated record. Bases 237 to 1805 code for a protein of 522 amino acids.
AUCCCGCAGCGAAUACCGUACUGUACAGUGGUGAGAAAUGUCCACAGUGCCAGUUGAAUAAUUUCUAGUUUCAACUAUUGUCCACAACAAUGCAGCCGAUAGAGUCAAUGGCGCUGUGAGCUCCACAACUGAAUACUACCCAGGCAAAAGACUUGAAGACCUGUGGACUUGUGGAUACGAUUGAAUAUAUAAAAAGGAUCGUACAAAUGACCGAGGGCUACCAACAACUCUUCAUCAUGCAUAACGCUCUCAAAGUCAACGAUAUCGUCUACGCUAUACUGCAACACGUCAAGUCCUCUAAGUCGGACUUGCGAAACAUGGCGAUGACCUGCUCCACGUUCUCAAAUCUCGCUCUCGACAUGCUAUGGUCUCAACAGGACAGUUUGAUACCCCUCAUCCAGUGUCUCCCGCGAGACACUUGGAAAGUCUGGUGGGGUGACAUUAUGGACUUUUCCCGCGAACCACUACCCACGGAGUGGGAGCGGGUCAGGAUCAAUGCAGCAAGGAUACGCGAGUUAAUCUUCACGGGGAACACCCGUAGUCCCCCGAGACCAAGUCUCCAGGUCGUACAGCGACUUUUUGAGCUCUUUCCGCCUGCUGUGUUGCUUCCCAAACUGCGCACAUUGCAUUUCAACACAAUAUCUCGGCACUGGCUGGACUUCGGUUCAGAACUCUCGUUGCUUCGCCAGUUCCUCUCGCCUAGAUUGGAACGCCUCGCAUAUUACAUACAGCCCCGCGCUCCGAUGCACGAGGUAGAGCAAUUGUUUGAUGCUAUUUUUACUCAAGCGCCUGGCCUUCGACAACUAUCACUACACAGUGCCCACAAGCUUUCGGCCUGUCCUUCCAAAGCACCUAAGCUACCGAAGAAGUUGAAUGUCCUAUCGAUUGGUCCACUCCGCAUGGAUCUGAUGAAGCAGAUCAUUCCCGAUAUUCAGCAUUUGCGCAGUCUCCAAUCCCUUACACUGGCUGUGGGAAAAUCAUUUGAUAUGGCAUCAGGUGGUAUCCCACUUGAAUUCAGUACGCUCAAACAUCUGUAUCUCACUGGCGCCCGCUUGGAAAAUUCCACAUCCUUCCUUCAUAAAGUUACCAUGCCACGAUUGUCGGUCCUCGAAAUCUCAUAUUACACAGCUACUGGACCAGCCGAAAUCACCGCGGCCAUCAAAUCCUUGUCUACGUCUUGCAAAACAUUUGCAUUCCUUGAAAAUAUCACUGUCGUCGACUAUUCGGAAAACCCAUCCGAGGAACUUGGGCCUGACGACCAACUCCAUUCCUCUAUUUUUCGGCCUUUGCUCCGGUUCAGGAGGCUGUCCAGUGUCAAAUUUAUUGACAUUGGAAAAUACUGCCUCGAUGACGCGUUCAUCGAGGACGUUGCAGUUGCUUGGCCGGAUCUUCGUACGUUGACAUUCGCCUCAGACGUACCUGGCGAAUAUCAGGUCACCUUGACCUCGGUGCUUUCAUUAGCGACCAGGUGCAAGUCGCUUCAUGACCUGCACUUAACGUUCGAUGCCACACAUUUUCCGACACUUCCCCGUGCGCCGGAUGCAAACCUGGAACUUUGGACCACGCAGACAACCCUCUGCAGGCUACAUGUCGGACACUCGAAAGUGUCGGAAGCAUCGUGUUUGCACCUCUUCCUAGCAGUGCUGUUUCCAAAUCUAGCCGACCUCAAGUAUUGUCUCCAUUUCGAUGGUCUUUCGGCGUGGAUAAAAUUAGAAAAUGCAUGGAGCGAACUGCUGAUCGAGCGGGAAAACUCUCCAGACGAGGCAACUUCCUGGCCGAACUCCCUACUGCAACUACAGCCUUAGUCGGAGGAGGAGGACGAAGUGGAAGAUAAGGAAUGGGAGAGGACAAGAAUGACUUAAUGUGCGGAUCAAUAGGAGGUCUCAGUGUGACCCAGUCGAGGCUGUAGAUGAAAUAGUACGAUAUGUUAACUAUUAUGUACCUUUGCUCUAUAUAUGCUUGCAUAUGCCUCAAAGUAGUCAAACCACGCUGUAGUUCGUUGUAUUUAUAUGUCUAAUCACC